Messenger RNA from Cylindrotheca closterium, 756 nucleotides. The record is from the annotation of a GenBank genome assembly. NCBI's taxonomy places the organism in Eukaryota, Bacillariophyta, Bacillariophyceae, Bacillariales, Bacillariaceae.
AUGUAUGGGAAGCCAGAAUACUGGAACGAGCGAUAUCGAGUUUCGGGAAGCUAUGAUUGGCUUCAAACAUACAGUUCUCUUCGAAACCUCCUAUCUCUGGAGUCUUUGAUGGGGACUUCAAAGCUCAAGCCGCUAAGUCCGUUUCCGUCUCACGAGAAGUGUCGUGUUCUAAUUUUGGGGUGUGGUAAUUCUUCCUUCGCAUUUGAUAUGCUCAAAGAUGGGUGGAAAGGGCAUAUAACGAAUGUUGACUUUUCUUCUACGGUCAUCCAACAGAUGAAACAGAAGUACGUCGGAUACUCUGAUUUUCUGGAUUUUCGAUGCGUUGACAUUACGAAGGGGCUUCCAUUUGCGGACAAGACCUUCGAUUUGAUCAUAUGCAAAGCUACAUUUGAUUGUGUAUUGACUAGCGCGGCCUCUAUAUCCAGCAUUAAGAAGGUUGUUGAAGAGUCUUCAAGGGUUUUGAAAAAUGGACAUGGGAUUCUAUUUUUGGUAUCUCAUGGUAACCCCGACAGCCGGGUCGUAUUCUUGGAGCGAGAUUCAGACCUUUCCUACUACUGGGGGGAAGUCAAUAUACACACUGUUGCUCGAAGAUCCGCAAGCAGCACAAAAAACGACUAUGUUUAUGUUUGUCGCAAGCGACUGGAUGAUAUUCCACCUCUCAAAAGUCCUCAUCAGGCGUUUUCUUGUAAGACAAAUGGAAGUGACACACACAAACCAGACACUUCAUUGAAGAGUUCGAAUACGCGUGUUGGAUGA